Drosophila virilis is the source of this 2153-nucleotide messenger RNA. RefSeq names its product gastrula zinc finger protein XlCGF57.1. The record is from RefSeq and is a predicted model, not a curated record. Lineage: Eukaryota; Metazoa; Arthropoda; Insecta; Diptera; Drosophilidae. Gene Ontology annotation, cellular component: nucleus. Gene Ontology annotation, biological process: regulation of gene expression.
GUCGACCUAUCGAUAUUCCCUAAUCGAACUAGUUCCACCCUAAGCAUUACAAGUGAACACGUCGCAGCGGGGUGCUAAACGAAAUUAAUUAAAUUUUACUUAAGAAAACAAUACAUUUGACAUGUACAAUGUAAUGUAUAACAUGUGAAAUGAGCUAAGAUUGUUCAUGGCUUUUGCUCAGCGUUCACAAUAUGUUGGUGCUUAUGGGGCUGCUAAAGGUAAACACAAAUAUGAAGUGUGCAGUGAAAAUGGGCGUUUGUUUGGCAAAUGCAGUAAAGGUUUAAACAAAUAAAACAUAAAAUGUAGCCAGCUGCUUUGUGUGUGUGUGUGCGACUACAGCGGUGAGUGUGUUUGUGUGUGUGCUUGUAUCAGUUUUGUUUUGCAGCUGCUCUAUAAAUAUUCGCACUCCACUGCGGCGAAACUAUAACUAAAUCGCUAUAACAAUCCGAGGUGUUUGGGAACCUUCUUCUUUAGCUAAAAAUUAUCGAAAAUCAAAUACCUAUUGUAGAAACCUUAACCCCUUACCCAAGUAAAUUAGCAGCUGGUGCCGGGUGCAGAAGGCUCUGUAAUAGACAUAAAACUAACACAGCAUGGUACGCAGUCGUCGCAGCCUAUCCAAGGAGGAUGCUGUCUCUGUGCUUACGGACAGCGGUAUAUCGCUGUCCUCGCCGCCAGCGGCUCGCGAUUUUUCGCCGGCUGCCACGGCAAUUAAGCGACGCAAGAGCAGCCUCAACAGUCUGCAAGAUUUGUAUGUGGAUGGAGAGCCCGAAGCCGAUCAGGACUCGACGGAUGCCGAUGCGGACUAUAUUCAGCCGAAACCAAAGAAAUCACCACGCAAAGCAGAGUCCACCAAACGCAAGCAACACGUUUGCUCCCAUUGCUCGAAGGAGUUCGGCGGCAAGACCGAUCUGCUGCGUCACAUGCUCAUCCACUCCGACGAGCGACCACACAAAUGUGCUGAGUGCGGCAAAUGCUAUCGCCAGGCGGUGAAUCUUAAGAACCACAUCACCACCGCCCAUGAGCACAAGAAACAGUUCGCUUGCAGCCAGUGUCCCAAAUCAUUUGCUCUGAAGGAGCGCCUCAAACUGCACAUGCGCUUGCAUUCGGGCGAGAAGCCAUAUCCAUGUGCACUCUGCGAGAAACGCUUCGCACGUGGCGGUCAACUGCAGCAGCACAUGGUAUCUCAUCACAAGACGAGUAUACAGCAAUUUAAUUGCACCAAAUGCUCGGCCAGCUUUUCGACCAAUGCUAAUCUGCGCGUACACAUGGAGCGACACGAACAGGGAAUGGAGCACAGAUGCUCCAUAUGUGAGAAUCAGUUUGCUAAUGAAUUGGCACUGCGCGCUCAUAUCAAUCAGGAGCACCACAAGCUGAGUCAAUUUGAUUGUGAAAUUUGCCAUAAAACCAUCGAACCGGAUGAGGAUCUGGCCACGCAUAUGCAGAAACAUGCCGCAGUCAAAACGCACGUCUGCGAAGUGUGCAAUUCGUAUUUUACCCAAAAGUCGCAAUACAAUGUGCAUAUGCGAAUGCACACGGGGGAGCGGCCAUAUCAGUGUCGGAUCUGUCAUCAAACGUUUGCCCACUCCAGCGUCCUUAAGCUGCACAUACGAAAACACACGGGUGAAAAGCCAUUUCGCUGCCAACUAUGUACGGACGAGGUGGCCUUUUCGCAGCUAGCGCAUCUCAAGAAUCACAUGAAAAAGAUACACAAACAGCAGAAGCCCUACAUGUGCCCUGGCUGCCAAGAGUUCUUUAAAAUCAAAGUAGAGCUGCAGGCGCAUGCCGAACAGUGUGGCAAGUGUCAAACAACAGAGGAACCUAACGAUAGCCAAACAGAAGAUGCACAUACGCUUUCUAACAUUCGGUUCAAUAUUGCUGUUGUGCUAAAAAAGAUUAGCUCGGCACAGAAGUUGCGUCAGCUAGGUUAUGAAAAGCGUCUAAUUGAUAAUGUUAUCAUUGCAUCGCUCAAGCUGGCGCAGCGUCCAUCACAUGACGAUGCGACGUUGACGCCUUUGGCUAGGCUGCGUUUAAAUGUGGAGGAGUUUCUUAAGUGGAUUGUGCCGGCGCAGACCAUGCAAAAGUUUAGCGAGGAGCUGCUCUCGAUCGAUACGAUACUCGACAAGAUUGCGACCAUGUACAUGAAGCAGAAGUAA